Messenger RNA from Caenorhabditis auriculariae, 3796 nucleotides. NCBI's taxonomy places the organism in Eukaryota, Metazoa, Nematoda, Chromadorea, Rhabditida, Rhabditidae. The record is from the annotation of a GenBank genome assembly.
AUGGGUUAUGUCGAGUUUCAAGUGGAGGAAAAUAAGUGUUACGGCUUUGCUUUCAGAAUGGUUCUUCACCAGAAUGAAGAGGGAUCGUCUUCGCCGCCUCUUUUAGCGCCAGUCUCGCCGUUGCCAGGCGAAGACAGUUCACCCGACAAACAGGUUUUUUCUCUCAGCCUUCAGGUUCGAUUCAGAAUUCAGGUCGACGAAAGCAGAACCGACGAAUCGUUCAACACUUAUAAUGAGAGAAUGAAGAACAGACGUCAUCACACUAAAAAAGAAAGAGUAAUUCAUAUCAUCUGGUUGGAUUUGAACAGGAGAACGUUCAGAAAACGCCGACCACGGCAAGGUGCUGGAAGAAACUGGAAGAUCCGAACGCGCCGCGCAAGCCUCGUUCCGGCUACGUUCAUUUCCUGAGGUUUUUCCCGAGAUUUUCCCGACUACUCUUUUUUUCCCAGUGACCGACGAGCCAAGUAUGGUUCGGUGAAACAAGGCGCCUCUCAGAAAAACAUCAAUGUUGCUCUGGCCGCCGAGUGGCAGGCUCUGGCCGCCGGCGACAAAGAGGUCACCAUUUUUCCACUCUUCGAAUUUUUAUUCAAUUUCAGAAAUAUCACGAAAUUGCACGGAAAGAACGUCUCGACUAUGAAAAAGCGAUGGCCGUCUAUCAAAAAACAGAGGAUUACUCCAAAUUCCAAAGUAUGCGCGGAUAGUUUGUUUCGUGCACUGCUAGAUUUUUUUUUUGAUUUUAAAAUUUUUAAACUGGUUGAAACACUUUCUCCCAUUGGUCCAUCUUCGUCAUAUUUUUUUUCCGAUGUUUCAUAAUAAGAGUUAAAAUAUUUUUUCUGUUAAGGUCAUGAAAAGGUUAGGUUUUUAGCUAUCCUAGUUUUUUUCCAAAGAUGUGUAAAAAAAUAGAAUAAGAUUUAAAAGAUUAGAUUUUUUUUACCCUCUUAGGGUCGUGAAUCUGCGAGUUUUUAUGCAAAGAUAUUUCAGAACAGAAAGAGUUGAUUCUAAACCAACGGAAAAAAAGCCGCAAGACGGGGAUAGUCGAUUCGAUAAUGCUGCGUGACGUCGUCGACCUGAUCGACGGACCUUCUACUAGGAAAACCAGCGUUGGUCUUUUCUCGAUUUUUCGUUUAGCGAUACUCUGUUUUCUCAGACUGGAGCACGUACGAAAAGCUUACAAAAUGGUCCCGAAGGUUCGCCUACCAACGUCUUCUCUGGAGAGAUCUUCAGUGGACCCUUCAUCGAAUUCAACCGACGCGAGUUUUUCACAUUUUCCGCGAUAUUCUAUUCAAUCACUUCAUUUAAAGCUCCUGGCUGUUUGUAAGAAAAUGUAGGAAAAACUAUUUUGAAUCUUCAAAAAUGAAUUUCAUUAACUUUGCUUUUUUGAAUCUCGAAUACUUUCUAAAAUUAGAUUUUCUGGUUAGAAUAUUCAAACGGAAUUGGCAGUUCGAAAAGUUUUUUGGACAAGUGUUUUUUGUCGGGCGCACUUCUGGAGCACUGUCAGAACUUUUGUUGCGAUUUGAUUUGAAAAUAUAAAAAAAAAUUGGCUCCUACGAGCUGACCAAGUUUCCAAUCGGAAAAAAGCGAUUUCCAGAAGGUAUAUUUUUGAAAAAAAAAAGUGAUCCUUUAAGAUAUAUAUGAUUUAUUUUGAUGGGCCGUUACGAGAUAAUAUCUUUUCUACCUCCCGAUUAGUCGAUCUUCAUUUCCGCUCUCUUUAUGUUGAAAUACUAUCAAGAAAGAGUCAUUUUGUGACGCCACAAAACUAGCUUUGGUUGAAAUCUGGUCCGAUAAACUAUUUCCUAAUUAUAUUUAACACCAAAUUUUGAUUUUCCUAGUUUUUUUUUUGUUUCAGAACGAGAGUCUGAGUUGCGGAUGAUGCGCAGGGAAAUAAGCAACAUCGAGCACGAAAUGGAACUUCUCCAGAAAUCAGCCGGCCACGACGAGAAUUUCGCUCUCCGCGCCCGAAUAGCUAACGGUUUUUCUUGAUCUCUUCUCAAUUUUAUAGAUUUUUCGAGAAAAAAGGUGAUGUGGAAUUUUGGAAAAAAUGACUGCAAGAUAGAAGUCGGAAAUUUUUUUUUUUUUCGUAGUUUAGAAAUCGGCCGAGUCUGGCACGAGAGAAAAGCGAUGUCGGUGGCUGUACAUUCCCGAAAGUGCCGCAUUGUUAUCGCGCCGGUCUCGCACGCUUUUUUUAAAAUUUGCCGUAAUAAGCGAUGUCGCGACAAGAAAAAUGCGAGGCUAGAGUGUCACAUUUGCGAGGCCGCCAGCUAUCUCGCUCUUCUAUUGGUAGUUGUUCUUAACUUGGGGUAUUGAAAAAUUUGAAACUUUUAUUCUUCAAAGAAGUUUCUCUGCUGAAUCAUGAAAUAAUAAAAGAGUUGUUUGUCGGUUCGCGAAACUGUCCAUGUAGGAACAGUACGGCGCCCAGCUUGUCCAGGGCUGACGGGCGUCGGAUUAAAUCUCAGACGAGAGCGGAAAUGAAGACCGACCACUCGGUUGGUAGAAAUGAGAUAAUAAAUCUUGGUUAAUGGUUGGACUUAAUUAUUUCCUUUUAGAUGAGAAGAUGCUAGCUCAAACGCAAGGAUAUAUCCAGGGAUGGGCGCAUGUCGCCAAAAAUGCUCUUGCAAACAUUGCCCCUCCUGGUCAGUUCUUUUUUCAUUGACAGAAAUAUAUUCUGACUGUAUUCACAAUUUCUUUCCUCAUAGCCAUGCAAAUUUAAACACGUUUCAUCUUUCCAGAAACUCUUUUCAUCGGUUUUAGUUUUAAGCAAAAAGGUUGUUUUUUGUCUCUUAUUAGUAGGGAAAUAUAUUCCAUCUCAAUAAAACUUUUUAUUGGACGGAAGCUGCACACAAGGGAACAUAGGUUUUUAUUAGCAAUUCAGAAACUUUUUUGAUUUCUGUAAUUAUUCCAAUUUUUCAUUCAUUCAAAGGCUCGACUUCUGAAAUUCGUAAAGUUUCAUAUUUUCAACUGGUUUAGGUUUUUUUAAUUAUCGAAAAUCUGCAAGUAUAAUUCAAAAAUUUUCUUGUUCUUUGGUUUUUCAUAAGUCUGUUAGCUCUGUUAUUAGCUUCAUACUCUAAUAAGACCAACUAACUUUCUACAAUUUUUUUUUGGCGCGUUCUAACGAUUCAAUUAUUUUGAAUAUGUACGGCAAUCAUCGAUGGCGCAUUCGAAUGAUCUCUUUAAAAGAGUUUUAUUUUAUUUUUAUUUUUUUCAUGCUAUUGCAGUGAAUGAGUUGCUAUUUUUGUUAAGUUCAGCAAUAUUGAAAUUUUCGUAUUAUAUGGAGUUCUGCAAUCUGGCAAACUCUCAUGCUUAUGAGGGUGGCCUAGCCGUGCUAACAAGGGGGUCUCAGAGGGAGUACCCGACCGUGUAAUCAAAGCUGGUAGAAUUCUGGCAAUUUUUACCCCAGCCGAGGCAUCUUGUCAGCACAGUUAGGAGACAGAUUUUCGAAAUAAACCCAGCUUGGUCAUUUAUUUUUCCUUACACCCGUUGUUGUUCCGUUUUAGCACAACUUUGAUUCAAAUAGCCUCGAAAACACGGCUUAAUAAGGGUACACCCGUUGAGACACCUGGCCAGAAUGAGCCUUCCUGCUUGUAAGCGAUUUAUCUACAAAUAUCGCACCGCGAUCUUGUAAAAUUCAAGAGCUUCCUCGUUUUCUCGGUGUAUUCAUGAACUCUCAGGGAUCAUCGACAACCCGGAUUCCCUCAUUUCUUGGCUCGAAUCGGUGGUGUCGAAUCCAAGCAGCUCAGCUGAUAGCAAGUCCGUUCGCGAAGCUCUUCUACACGCCAACUUUGCCUCAAUCAAAUAUUGA